Messenger RNA from Culex quinquefasciatus (southern house mosquito), 1297 nucleotides. Its product is annotated as programmed cell death protein 6. The transcript has 2 exons. NCBI's taxonomy places the organism in Eukaryota, Metazoa, Arthropoda, Insecta, Diptera, Culicidae. Bases 187 to 711 code for a protein of 174 amino acids. The record is from RefSeq and is a predicted model, not a curated record. Gene Ontology annotation, molecular function: calcium ion binding.
ACGCGCGUAACGCCUGAUCAAUCACGCUGUUCUUUUGGGGAUGUCAAAUGAGUCAUUCGCACGUCAGUGGUUGCGGAAGAGUGAAGUUAUUUCGUGUUUUGUGAAAACAAGUGCAUCCGAAUCUUGAGAAAUUUGUGAUUUUUUUUAAGUUUUUGUAGCUAGACAUCUAUCAAUACACACAACGAGAUGGCCGGCAUGCCAGACCAGCAGUUCCUGUGGAACAUCUUCCAGAAGGUCGAUCGCGACCGAAGUGGGUUCAUAUCGCAGGACGAGCUACAGCAGGCGCUUUCGAACGGAACGUGGAACCCGUUCAACCCGGAAACGGUCCGGCUCAUGAUUGGGAUGUUCGAUCGCUCGAACCGCGGCGUCGUAAACUUCCAGGACUUUGGAGCACUGUGGAAGUACGUGACGGACUGGCAGAACUGCUUCCGCUCGUUCGACACGGACAACUCGGGAAACAUCGACAAGAACGAGCUGAAGGCGGCGCUGACGGCCUUUGGAUAUCGCCUGUCGGACGGGCUUUACGACACGCUGAUUCGAAAGUUUGAUCGAUACGGAAACGGGACGAUUUUGUUCGAUGAUUUUAUCCAGUGCUGCGUAAUUUUGUACACGCUGACGUCGUCCUUCCGGCAGUACGACACGGAUCAGGACGGCGUCAUAACCAUCCACUACGAGCAGUUUUUGAACAUGGUGUUUAGCUUGAAGAUUUGAAUGGGCCGCUUUUGAGGUGAUAGAAUUAGAUUGGAUCCGUCGCAAACGAUUUAUAAAUUUCUAAACUUUGUCAAUCAAUUUUAAACUCGAUGCAGACAAAGCACUUGAAUGACACUCUUGUUCUGGCUUGGUCGAAUCGUAAGUAACAAUCGUUUACCAGAGCCACAAAAGGGGUGCCAUUGAGAUAUUUUGGGCUUGGUGUGGAUAAGAUGUUUGUCUCACGAAAAAUAAAUGGCCUUAAUGUUUAGCUAAAGAUCAGAUAUGUAGGUGGCAAAGCUCGGAGAUUCUGAUAGUGUAUGUAAAUUUUCUCCCCUAAAACAGUAGUUAUUCUCCAACUCCCCACUUGCUGUAGCACGAAAAAACCCACAAGUUAUAGAUUACAGGAUUUUCAGUCUAAAACACAAACCUUACCCAUUCGAAUGGUUAAUGUUCUUGAACGCAGUCCCUACUAGAGUUAAAACAACGUUACACUCAUAGUCAUGGUUAAUUAAACAGUGGCCAAAAUGUUAAAUUUUGUUAAAAUAUUACUUUUUAUAUUAUACAACAAACACAAUCACAACUUUAUAAUAAAUAUCUCGUCGUACUC